AUGACAUCCCUACUAUCAAAUUCUCAAUUAACUUCACAUAUACGGCAUAAUAAACGACUAAACCAAAAUUUGAUAAAAUUUCUUUCAUCAUCCACAUCCACUAAAACCAGUGUCACACCACAAUUUUCGAGUCAUUAUAAGAGAUUCGAAAAAUUCAAAAAAAUAACAAGAGCAGAAGAAGCAGAAUUACAAAAGAUAGAAGAUCAAAAAAAAUUACAAUUUUUAGAUAAUAAAUAUGAUAUAAUUAACAAAGAUACAAAAAAAGUUUUAGAUAUUGGAUUUGCACCAGGAAAUUGGUUAAAUUAUAUGGUUGAUAAACUAAUUCAAAUAAAUCAAAUAAAAGAUAAUAAAUUAUUUUCCAAAAAGAUUCAUAUAUUAGGAGUUGAUAUUUUGUUUAAAAAUCCUCCAUUAGGUACAUCAUCAAUUCAAGGUAAUAUUUUUUCAAAUUUUAUUCACAAAAAUAUAAUUCAACAUUUUAAAAAUAUUGAAAUAAAUAGUUUUAAAUAUAAUUUAAUUAAUGAAACUCAAGAUCAAUUAAUUCAAAAAUCUUAUUUUGAACAAGAACUGGAAGAAUCAUCAGCAUCAGAUGAAGAAAUGUUGAAAAUUUCAAAUAAACUACAAAAUUUAUCAAUUUCGGAAAAAUUUAGUGGUAAUGAUUGGAAAAUAGAUUUAGUAGUAAGUGAUUUAUCAAAACCUAAAAGACAACAAAGUGGAUUUUAUGAUCAUACAGAAACUCAUCCAUAUUUAAGAUAUAAUAAUAAUUCAGGUUUAAAUCAUUCAAUAAUGAAUCCAGAAAAGGGGAAUUUAGAUUUAGCUGAUGCUGCUAUAAUAUUAAUGCAAAAAAUUUUAAAACCAGGAGGGAAAUUUAUAUUAAAAUUAAGUGAAAUUAAUAAUGAAGAUCCUGAAAUUAUGAUAAUGAAACAAAAAUUAAUGACAAUGUUUAAAAAUGUUCAUAUUACUAAUUUAAUGAAAGAGUGUAUAUUUGUAUGUUUAGGUAAAAAGUAA
Messenger RNA from Lodderomyces pseudojiufengensis, 1005 nucleotides. RefSeq lists its product as uncharacterized. Lineage: Eukaryota; Fungi; Ascomycota; Pichiomycetes; Serinales; Debaryomycetaceae. Gene Ontology annotation, cellular component: mitochondrion. The coding region runs from base 1 to 1005 and encodes 334 amino acids. Gene Ontology annotation, biological process: RNA methylation. The transcript has a single exon. Gene Ontology annotation, molecular function: rRNA (uridine-2'-O-ribose)-methyltransferase activity. The record is from RefSeq and is a predicted model, not a curated record.